Molecule: messenger RNA, 1030 nt
Organism: Setaria italica (foxtail millet)
Lineage: Eukaryota; Viridiplantae; Streptophyta; Magnoliopsida; Poales; Poaceae
Product: protein LOW PSII ACCUMULATION 2, chloroplastic
Exons: 3
Coding region: 106-633 (175 amino acids)
Cellular component (GO): chloroplast
Source: RefSeq, a predicted model, not a curated record
UCAUGGCCCGGUCCGACUCUUCUCUCCGGCCCAGCCACCGAAGUGUCGGAUAAGCCGCGCGCGGCCGCGCCGUCGCCGCAGAAACAGAGCGCCGUCGCCGUCGCCAUGGCGUCCCCCUCCACCGCGUUCGUCCCCCGCGCCGGCCUUCCCCUCCUCCGCGCAGCACCCCUUCUCCGCGUCAUCGCCUCUUCCUCGGGCUCGGGGAGCAAGAAGAAGGGGAAGAAGCCCAAGAGCGGCAGCAAGAGAGCCGGCCAGGACAAGGAUAGCAAGGCGCUGGAGCCUCCGGCCCCCGUGGUCCGCCGCGCCCCGGCGGGCAGCGCGUCGAUCUUCCAGCAGCAGCAGGAGGUGGCGUCCAAGGCCGGGGGCGCCGGUGGGAAGGGGCCCACGGAGGAGGAGCUGCGGCAGCGGCAGGCCAACGAGAACGCCUUCCUCCUCGCCUGGCUGGGCCUCGGCAUCAUCAUCCUCGUCGAGGGCAUCGCGCUCGCCGCCUCUGGUUUUCUGCCAGAGGAGUAUGACAGCUUUUUUGUCAAAUACCUUUAUCCAUCAUUCACUCCAACAGUUGUUCUGUUUUUGGCGGGUACGGUUGGAUAUGGUGUCCUUAAAUACUUUGAAAGUGAGAAAAGCAAAAGCUAGAUAACAGCACAAAGCAUGUUUGGAGAAAAAUGUGAGGGGGGAGUUCCUAUUCCUAUAUAGCAAACACGCACGCUAUGUAUAUUACGGCAGGAGCUAUUCCUAUGGAGCAAAGAUGCAUGCUACGCAUGAAGUGUCACGGCAGGAGAUAGGUGCCUGAGAAGUAGACCGGUGUUGUAAUUUCUAUUUUUUUCCUUUUAUCCUGCAUCCGGAAUUCCUGAUUAUUCAUCAGUGGAUACUUCUUGAAUAAUCUGUAUGAAGUUCAGUUGUAUAUUGGUGUUUGAGAUUAAUCAGCUUGUAGAGGUUCCUUGUGAUUGUGGAGAGCAUUUCAAACAUAUGGAUUGGAUGACAAAUUGCUGUCAGAGUUUAACUUGAUUAAAUCGAUGCAUUUUCGUGAGUA